This is a messenger RNA of Dothidotthia symphoricarpi CBS 119687, 876 nucleotides long. RefSeq lists its product as uncharacterized. The coding region runs from base 413 to 835 and encodes 140 amino acids. The transcript has 3 exons. Lineage: Eukaryota; Fungi; Ascomycota; Dothideomycetes; Pleosporales; Dothidotthiaceae. The record is from RefSeq and is a predicted model, not a curated record. Gene Ontology annotation, molecular function: carbon-sulfur lyase activity.
CACCCUCCUUCCUAACACCGUUUAUCAGCGAUUUGGAAUUCCCCAAAAAGAUCCACAAGGCUAUCCCCUUCUGGUAAAGAUCCGUCGCGCAAGCUCUCCAACCAUCGUAGAUCUGUAAUCCAGAGAGCUCACUCGGAGCUGUAGCUGCAACGUAUCAUGCGGAUCCAAGCACAUAGUUGACAAAUAAUGAUGGAAGGAGUCUUAGUGUGCUGAUCUGAUACGUUGCGGCACUCAAUGCCCGCCUUGUGGGACUAAUUCGGAGGAGAGACUCCGAGGGUUGAAGUAAGGUAACAGACUGCGCGACUGAGAUAGCAGCAGAGCUAUAUAAGAUACUCUCCUCACGCUGAGGACCUUGCUGGACAAGACACAUCACUACUCUCUACACUAAACUCACUCCAACGAAUCAGACGAUAUGACCGACUACAAGGGACAGUGCCAUUGCGGCCAGACGGAGUGGACUGCUACGCUGCAGUCAGACCAGCAGGCGCAUAUCCUUUGCCACUGCGAUACAUGCAAAUCCCUCUCUGGAGCACCAUACACAUUGAACCAGAUCAUCCCCGCCAAGGCCUUGAAAAUCACCAAGGGUGACGACCUCGGAAAGUACACCUACAAGGGUGAUUCUGGCAAGGGCGUUCACUGCUACUACUGCAAGAACUGCACCUCGCACGUUUACCACGCACAAGAAGCCCUCGGCCCGGACAGCAUUGUGCUGCGCACUGGACUGCUCUCGGAGGGACUCAAGAACUUCGGCGCUGGUGCGGAGAUCUACUGCAAGGCGAGGCUCCCAUGGGAGAAGGAGGUUGCUACCUCGUUUGAGGCUAUGCCCCCAUCGUAGACGCUGUUGAGACUAGCGACCGAUGGUAUAUGUAGAUUGAA